UGUAGAUCCUGGACAGAUGCUGGAACCUGUUGCCCGGCUCCAGCAGCAGCGCGGUGGAUUGGGCCUUACCUCAGCAGCAGGGAGUCGCCGCUGGAAAGGGGCUCGGCGCCCGGCGGGGACUGCAGGCAAUGACUCAGGAUGCAGCCAGCAGCCACAACGUGCACAGAGGACCGCAUCCAGCAUGCCUUGGAGCGAUGCUUGCAUGGACUGAGCCUUGGACGCCGUUCUGCACCCUGGUCAGCUGGACUGUGUCUGAACUGCUGGAGCCUACAGGAGCUGGUCAGCAGGGACCCAGGCCACUUCCUCAUCCUCCUGGAACAGAUCCUACAGAAGACCCGAGAGGUCCAAGAAAAAGGCACCUAUGACCUCCUCGCCCCACUGGCUCUGCUUUUCUAUUCCACCGUCCUUUGUACACCACACUUCCCACCGGAUUCAGACCUCCUUCUAAAGGCAGCCAGCACCUACCACUGUUUCCUGACCUGGCCGGUUCCCUACUGUAGCAUCUGCCAAGAGCUGCUCACCUUCAUUGAUGCUGAGCUCAAGGCUCCAGGGAUCUCCUACCAGCGGCUGGUGAGGGCUGAGCAGGGCCUGCCCAUCAGGAGCCACCGAAGUUCCACGGUCACUGUGCUGUUGCUGAACCCGGUUGAGGUACAGGCUGAGUUCCUGGCUGUGGCAGACAAACUGAGUGCACCUGGACAGUCACCACAUGGCGCCUACACCACCCUGCUCCUGCACGCUUUCCAGGCCACCUUUGGGGCCCACUGUGACCUCCCUAGCCUGCACCACAAGCUGCAGUCCAAGACGCUAGAAGAGCUCGAGGACAUUUUUGCCGAGACUACAGAAGCCCAGGAGCUGGCGUCUGGCAUUGGGGAUGCAGCAGAGGCCCGACAGUGGCUCCGGACCAAGCUGAAGGCAGUGGGAGAAAAAGCUGGCUUCCCUGGCAUCUUAGACACUGCAAAGCCUGGGAAACUCCACACGAUCCCCAUCCCUGUUGCCAGGUGCUACACCUACAGCUGGAACCAGGACAGCUUCGACAUCCUACAGGAAGUCCUUCUCAAGGAGCAGGAGCUGUUGCAGCCAGGGAUCCUGGGAGAUGAAGAAGAGGAGGAAGAAGAAGAGGACUUGGAGGUCAACAGACAUUCUGCCGAGAGAGACUCUCUACUCUCUACCAGCUCUCUGGUGUCUCACGACUCCACUCUGUUGCUUAGCUCCUCUCAGGCCCCAGGGCCAGUGCUGUCCCGCCAGGUCCUGACCACCUUCGUCUCAGGCCUCUCGGAUGGCGUGGACAGUGGUUACGUGGAGGACAGUGAGGAAAGCUCCCCAGAGUGGCCCAAGAAGCCCGGUAGGCAGCAACGCCAGGGUCACCGCAGGCCUGGGCAGAAGUUCAACAGGAUCUAUAAACUCUUGAAGAGCACCAGCCAGCUGGUCCUGCGGAGGGACUCUCGGAGUCUGGAGGGCAACUCGGACCCGUCUCUGCCCCUACGGCGGGCAGGGAGCCUCAGCGGCCCCUUGGACUGUCCAGCCCAGUUCCCCUCCAGGGCUCAGCGCUCCCGCUCCCUACCCCAACCCAAGCUCAGUACCCAACUACCCAGCUGGCUUUUGGCCCCGCCCUCACACCACCAGCGCCGCCGCCCCUUCCUCAGCGGGGAUGAGGACCCCAAGGCUUCCACACUACGGGUUGUGGUCUUUGGCUCUGAUCGAAUUUCAGGGAAGGUGGCUCGGGCAUACAGCAAGCUCAGGAGGCUGGAGAACAGUCACCCACUCCUCACACGGUUCUUCAAGCUUCAGUUCUUCUAUGUACCUGUGAAGCGAAGCCAUGGAGGCAGCUCCGGUGCCUGCCCAUCCUCUCUGAGCCAGACAGCUCCAGUUCCUGGAGACCCCUUGAAGCACCCCAGCCCUGCAGAGUUUGGCAUGGCCCCAUGGGAGGACAGUACCAAUGACAUUUCUCACUACCUCGGUGUGCUUGACCCCUGGUAUGAACGCAAUGUGUUGGGCCUCAUGUACUUGCCUCCUGAAGUCCUUUGCCAGCAGUCCCUGAAGGCGGAAUCUCGGCCCCUGGAAGGCUCGUCCACCCCGCUGCCCAUCCUGGCCGACAUGCUGCUCUACUACUGUCGCUUUGCGGCCCGCCCAGUGUUGCUGCAGGUCUAUCAAACCGAGCUGACUUUCGUCACUGGCGAGAAGUCCACCGAGAUCUUCAUUCAGUCUCUGGAGUUGGGUCACUCUGCGGCCACGCGUGCUAUCAAGGCUUCAGGUCCAGGCAGCAAGCGGCUGGGCAUUUAUGAUGACCGGGAGGCUGUUCCUCUAACACUACAGAUUAUCUACAGCAAGGGAGCCAUCAGUGGACGAAGCCGCUGGAGCAACCUAGAGAAGGUCUGUACCUCUGUCAACCUCAACAAGGCCUGCCAGAAGCCAGAGGAGCUAGACUCCAGCAUGGAGGCGCUGACGCUAACCCUGACAGAAGUGCUGAAAAGGCAGACCCCUAAGUCCAAAAAGGGCUUUAACCAGAUCAGUACAUCUCACAUCAAAGUGGACAAGGUGCAGAUCAUUGGCUCCAGCAGCUGUCCCUUUGCCGUGUGUCUAGACCAGGAUGAGAGAAAGAUCCUACAGAGCGUGGUCAGGUGUGAAGUGUCACCCUGCUACAAGCCAGAGAACAGCCAGCCACCCCAGCCGUCCUUCAGCCAGCCAGCACAGGCUGGUCCUGACCUGUGCUCCCUUCUCUGCCUCCCCAUCAUGACUUUCAGUGGUGCUCUGCCCUAGUGCAAUUCAGGACCAGGCUGCACAGGAAAGUGCAGUUUCUCCUGGACCACUCUCCAGGGCAGCUGCUCUCUGUGGAGAGCCCAAUUGUCCUGGCUUGCAUCAGGAUUCUGCUCUAGGCCCACCAGGGACUUGUGGCCAGUGGCAUCUGGAGCCUUGGAGAUCUGAUAAGAAAACAGGCAUUAGAGAGAGAGAGACCUGGCUGCCUAGCCAGAGAGUCCUCUGAGCAUUGGGAGAGGCAUAGCCGAGUGGCCCUGAAGAAAGUCUGAGUCUUGGAGUGGUGUAGAUUUCUUUUCCAAGCCCUUGGCUGGGUUCAUCUUUGGUUUGUCAAAGACUUGGGGACUCUGUCUAGAGGUCAGUCUCUCUAAGGCAUAGAGAGGAGGAAGACGGGUGUGACCUUUCUUCGUGGCCUCUGACACCAUCUCUAUCCUACCACCGCAAUCAGACACACUCUCACAAGCUUUCUCUCUCGAGUUCCCUGGAUCCCUUGAAAAACAGCACUAAUAUUCGGUCCAUUGCUAGGACCUGGUACAGUUUCUCUUCUGAGCCCCUUUCUGAGUCUCAGGACAAGCUUGGUUCCUUUCUAGCUAAACGACCAGAGGAAGUUAAUACAUUUCUUUGAGCCUCCGUUUCCUCAGUACUAGAGUAAAAGGGAAGUCAAUCCUCAAAGGGAGGGCCCUUGAAGAACCUUGCCCAGAGCCUGGCUCCUAGCAGCUGCCCGAGAAAGACUGGUGCCUUGCCCUCAGCUGCUGAUGCCCCACCUUUGACCUCAAGGACUUUCAUAACUUCAUGAUAGUCCCCGUUUGACCUUUCCCCACCUAUGGAUGAGGUAGAGCAGCAGUCAGGAAAGGCCACCUGGGUACAAAUCCUCCCCCAUUUCCCUAGCAGACUGGUCCUGGUGCCCUCACUUCCUCUCAGCUGUGCAACAGCUUCCGUCUUCAUGUGUUCUCUGGACGAGAUCUCGGGGGGAGCAGAGAGGUGAAUAUCAAAGGGAAGAGACAGGGCACUCAUGCACCGGGAAGGACUGGCACGCAAUAGGCCAAGACCCUGAAAUGUAAGCCUGCCGGACUGGAGGGGCUCAAAAAGUUGACAGAAUGGCUGGGGUGAUAAGGUGGCAGGCUGGACCAGGACUUGGGCUAGCACAGGCAGGUAAGGAACCUUGGGAGUUAAACAAGUUGCACAGAGAGUCCCUCUUCUGGCCCUCCAGAACUGUUCUGCUCCAAAGAUCUUGGGCUUAUAGGAGCCCAUGAAACUCCAGAGUGCUCAUGACUUGAGAGACUGUGGACAGAGCCACUGUAUCCUCCAUCCUAGCCGUCCACGUAUCUGCCGGGUUCUGGAACAGUGGCCAGCCAUGUAUUUCAGUGUACUUUAACUUGCUGUGUGAACGUGUUGUUCUACCAUAUGAUCAACAUGGCUUGAAUCAAUGAAUGGAAUUUAAUAUUAUUAUCAAAUAAAAUUGAU
Messenger RNA from Chionomys nivalis (European snow vole), 4215 nucleotides. It is a transcript of the gene Pik3r5, whose product is annotated as phosphoinositide-3-kinase regulatory subunit 5. The record is from RefSeq and is a predicted model, not a curated record. Gene Ontology annotation, cellular component: phosphatidylinositol 3-kinase complex, class IB. Bases 139 to 2757 code for a protein of 872 amino acids. NCBI's taxonomy places the organism in Eukaryota, Metazoa, Chordata, Mammalia, Rodentia, Cricetidae. Gene Ontology annotation, biological process: positive regulation of MAP kinase activity; G protein-coupled receptor signaling pathway. The transcript has 19 exons. Gene Ontology annotation, molecular function: 1-phosphatidylinositol-3-kinase regulator activity.